UCCCGGGGAACUGCAUCAGGGUGAAGCCUGUGCUUGGGGCCGCCACACCACAGCCGCCGUCCUCAGCACAGAACGCAGCCUGACGCAGCGCUGUACACACCCGGCUGACAAGCGUUUCUCUUCACGCUUCUUGGAAACCCUGAACGCCCCGCCUACUUGUAAAGACUGACAAGUCGUCAAGCCAAUCGCUGCACUAUGACCCAGAGGGGCGUGUAAUCGCUGUCAAGCUGGGCGGGGCAGCUGGGGGAGUGAGUGGUCGCCCUUGCGCACUUCCCGCGAGGUUUUUUUUUCUGGGCGGGCUCGGCCGGAAGUGGCUGCCAGUCGUCGGUGUUCGUGUCCUCCCAUCAUAUAGUGAGAAGCGGUCGCAGCGGAGCGGGGCGGAGAUCUCAGUCUCCUUCCCCGGCAACAUGAGCUUUCUCUUCGGUAGUCGAUCUUCAAAAACAUUCAAACCCAAGAAGAACAUCCCGGAAGGAUCGCAUCAGUACGAGCUCCUGAAACAUGCGGAGGCCACGCUCGGCAGCGGUAAUCUGCGGCAGGCGGUCAUGUUACCGGAGGGAGAGGAUCUCAAUGAGUGGAUUGCUGUGAACACUGUGGAUUUCUUCAACCAGAUUAACAUGCUGUAUGGAACAAUCACCGAGUUCUGCACGGAGAGCAGCUGCUCAGUGAUGUCUGCGGGGCCCAGGUACGAAUAUCACUGGGCAGAUGGCACAAACAUUAAGAAGCCCAUCAAGUGUUCUGCACCCAAGUAUAUUGAUUACCUGAUGACCUGGGUUCAAGACCAGCUGGAUGAUGAGACGCUAUUCCCCUCCAAGAUAGGUGUCCCUUUCCCCAAGAACUUCAUGUCGGUGGCAAAGACCAUACUGAAGCGGCUGUUCCGGGUGUACGCCCACAUCUAUCACCAGCACUUUGACUCUGUUAUGCAGCUACAGGAAGAAGCACAUCUCAACACUUCAUUCAAACAUUUCAUCUUCUUUGUACAGGAGUUUAACCUGAUUGACCGCCGAGAGCUGGCUCCCCUUCAAGAACUCAUUGAGAAACUGGGAUCCAAAGACAGAUAAGCCGGGAGGAGGGCGUCCCUCCUGCCAGCGCCGGUCUCCUCUCACGGCUCAUGCCAGCGGGCAAGCCUUUGUCCUAUAACCAUUCUCUACCUGAAGGACUCCGAGUACAACUGCAUUCCCAGAGGAGGCGCCACUGGAAGUCGUCUUUUACAUAGAGAUUGCCUUGUGUUAUUUUUGUAUGAACUUUUAUAGA
Molecule: messenger RNA, 1251 nt
Organism: Bufo bufo (common toad)
Lineage: Eukaryota; Metazoa; Chordata; Amphibia; Anura; Bufonidae
Gene: MOB1A
Product: MOB kinase activator 1A
Exons: 6
Coding region: 408-1058 (216 amino acids)
Biological process (GO): hippo signaling; positive regulation of protein phosphorylation
Cellular component (GO): cytoplasm; nucleus
Molecular function (GO): protein kinase activator activity
Source: RefSeq, a predicted model, not a curated record